This is a messenger RNA of Cetraspora pellucida, 1215 nucleotides long. The record is from the annotation of a GenBank genome assembly. Lineage: Eukaryota; Fungi; Glomeromycota; Glomeromycetes; Diversisporales; Gigasporaceae.
AUGGAAAACGACGACACCUUAAUACUAAACUGGACACCGUUUUUCGGUGAACAAACUUGGGAACAAUAUCGAAUAGAUUAUUGCGGUUCAGAUUUACCACCAUGUCUUAUAACACAUAAUCGUACCUAUUUGACUCAAAGUCAUUUGUUAGUGUUUCAUGCUCCGGACAUGAAUUGGGUAGAGUUGCCCGAUAAAGAGACCAGAAAUGUAUAUGAUAAUAAAAUACCUUGGGUUUAUUAUAGUGCAGAGGCACCAGCUCGCGAAUGGGAAUUUGAUGAUAAUAUGAUGAGAAUGUUUGAAUUUAGCCUAUCAUACCGUCUUGAUUCUGACUUUCCGGCAACUUAUCUGGACGAGGAUUUGACAACAAUACUUAGAUCUCCAAUUUAUCCAUUUAAAGAUCGUAAACAAGUUCCAGUAGCGUGGGUUGUUUCAAAUUGCCAUCCUGUAAAUGGUAGACAUUAUUAUGUCAAGGAGCUAUUAAAGUACAUUGACAUAGAUAUUUAUGGUAAAUGUAUGAACAAUCAGGAAGUGCUUGAUCCGACAAUAAAUAUCUCUGACUUGAUUAAGCAAUAUAAAUUUUAUCUUGCCUUUGAAAAUUCAAACUGCGAUUAUUAUGUGACUGAAAAGUUGUUAAAUGCUUUUAUAGCAGGUGUUGUUCCUAUAGUAGACGGACCAUCUGAUUAUACUCCAUUUGCACCUACAAACCAUUCAUUAAUACAAAUUGAUCAAUUUUCAUCACCAAGUGAGCUGGCUUCUUAUAUUCUGUCAGUUUCAGAAAAUGAACAAGCAUAUAGUUCAUAUUUAUCUUACAAAAAUAAUGACUCAACGUUAUCAGAAGAAUUUGUUAAAUAUUGGCAAGGCUACAAUCAUCAAACCGGUAUAUUUGGUUAUGACUUUAGAGGUGGAAGGUGUAAGCUAUGCAAACUUGCGAAUCAACUAAGGAACUUUAAUAAUCAUGAUAAUCAAAGUUCCAACAAUUUAUUCAAAGAUAUAUUUGGUGAUGAAAUAAGCCCGAAAAAAUUCUUAUACGCAGAUCGAAGCUGCAUAUUCGGAAAGCAUAAUAAAUAUUGGAAUCCACUUUCUAUAUUUUCUAUGCCUGAUAGUCAAUAUGUAUAUUCUGUCUAUUUUAUAACACUUAUUAUUAUAUUCGGACUUUGUGUAUGGGUUUUUAAAAGAAUUAUUUUCAGGAGAAGGAUAGAUAAAGAGCCUACCUAG